This is a messenger RNA of Scheffersomyces stipitis CBS 6054, 1032 nucleotides long. RefSeq lists its product as uncharacterized. Gene Ontology annotation, molecular function: lipase activity. Gene Ontology annotation, cellular component: lipid droplet. The transcript has a single exon. The record is from RefSeq and is a predicted model, not a curated record. Gene Ontology annotation, biological process: lipid storage. The coding region runs from base 1 to 1032 and encodes 343 amino acids. NCBI's taxonomy places the organism in Eukaryota, Fungi, Ascomycota, Pichiomycetes, Serinales, Debaryomycetaceae.
AUGGCUGUGCAAACGUACGAAAAGCUGCCAUCUACAACUAUAUACCAUAAGCUUCCUCUAAAGAUCAACAAUGACAGGGCCCGUGACACUCUGUCGAUUCUCGUAAUGAUCCCCGGAAAUCCAGGUUUGAUCGAGUUCUACACCACGUAUCUCGAUUUGAUCCAGACUGAGUUUCCAGCACUCGAAGUGCUUUGUAUUAGUCAUGCUGGUUUUCAAACUUCAGAACCUGUAAACAGCGAGAAAUUCAAAUUCUACGAUUUGGAGUAUCAAAUCAAGCACAAGUUUGACAUUAUCUCGGAGUUUAUUGCCCAGAAACUAGACGACGGCUACAACAAUGUCGAACUUUACUUUCUUUCCCAUUCUGUAGGCUCGUAUGUGCAUCAGCGAGUCAUCCGCAUGUUGCUACAGGAAAAAGAAUUGCACGGCAAGUUCUCCAUUAAGUUCACCGGACUCAUAUGUCCUACCAUUGUGGAUAUUGCACAGUCUGACAACGGCCAAUUUUUCACAAAGUUGUUUUCUUUGUUGCCGAUCAUUUCCAUAUCACUUUGGGUUGCAUGGUUGCUCAACACUAUUUUGCCUGAAGCUAUGGCUAAGUCCAUAAUUGCCAAAAGAUUUGUUGAGAAACCUAAGUCCAAUGAUACUGACUCUGUAGAAAGUUGGCAAAAUUCAGUUACUGGGGCAUACAAACUCUACAGUUCACAACGGCUCAUCGAGCAGGCUUUGAAUUUGGCCCGGCAGGAGAUGCUUGUGAUUACGAGAGAUGACAUCAUCAAUGACUGGUUUUUCCAACAACUUUCGGAGAUCAAAAUAUGGACAUUCUUCGCCGAGAAAGAUCACUGGGUGCACAACAGCUCCAGAGACUACACCUUACGAAAGUACCAUGAUUUAACUAACAAUAACUUGUUGUUUGAGGUGGGUUCGUCGGAGGAUGCGAUUACUCAUAGCUUCUGUGUUAACCAAAGUGUAGAGUUUUCCAAAUUGACCAUUAAGGCUAUACGGUCUCUAGACUUGGACAUUGCCUACGAAAACUGA